AUUUGCUUAAGCAAACCCAAAUCUAACCAAACCGCCCAUUUUCUGUUAGGUUUGGUGAAGUCAAAAUUUUGUGUUAGCCACCUCAAAUGGGGGUGCCGUAGAUAGCGUAAUUUGAAGAUCACGACCCUCUUCUUAAAUGUAUAACGUAUGGCCACACCCUUGAGCUGCGGAACGAUGGAUAGAAUCUCUGAUCGACUAUCUCACCUCGAUAACCUUUACUUUCCCAUCGCUGCCAAGUCGUCGACCGCCACGCCAUCCUGCCGGAAGUCCCUCCUGCUUGACCUUCUCUCUCGCGACGUCCCUAUUUUCCUAGAGCGCUACGGAUCACUUUUGACAAAGGACGAACUUGGAGAGUUUGAUGCGUUAAAGGAUGAUUAUGAAGUUAAUUGGCACCUACAUCAUCUUCUUAGCCUUAUCAGCCCGACUGAAUCAGAACUGAAGUCCAGAUCAGUUAAGGUCAAGAACCGGAGGAGGGCAUAUAUGGACAAGCUGAUUAGUGGAGGACAGUACUUCUCGGAAGAUGCAAUGAGGGAAAGGGAACCGUAUUUGCACCAUGAGUAUAUCGGGAAGUUUCAGGAUCCUAUUGGGAGGAGCAUGGCGAGGCCUGGGGAGCGAUGGUCGGAGACGCUGAUGAGGCUGUCAGAAGAGGCAAUGUUGGUGGAGAAAAUCAGGAAUGAGCAGAAGAAACGAGGCGUGGCUCAAAGUGAUUGGAUAGGGUUUGGAAGGGAUGCACAUGAAGAAGAGGAACAUGGAGAAAAUGAAGAAGAAGAAGGAGAAGAAGUAGAAGUAGAAGAAGAGGAGGAGGAGGAGGGAUUCGAAGAAGAAAAAGUGGAAAAGGAUGGAAAUAACACUACGACAGAUGGACAAGAGAUACACACAAACAGUAAUGACAGGAGUAGCAACCUCCUCUUGCCUGCAACCAUGAAAGCAGCCGAGGUGGAGAGUGUGUCAUCUGAGGAUAUGCAAGAUCGAAUGGACCAGUUUACAUACAUCAUGCAACACAAAUUUUUGUUAGGGGAAGAUAGCUUUGAUUACUCAAAAAUUGAUGAAGAUGAAAGCUUGGAUGAUCAUUGGAUAAAGGAGGCCAAUUAUGAUGCCGAAGAAAAGUACUUCGAUGACGUCUGAAAGAUCAGUUUGUUCCGACUUCAAAUUCAGUCUCAUUGUAUUUUGUGAAGACGCCAACUGGGAGCAUGCGUUGCGCUCCCAAUCGGCGCAGCUGUUUGCUUUUCUUUUUUUUUUUUGAAAACCAAAAUCUUAAUUCAUUUCAUCAUUGAUAAUGUGAAGAAUACAAUGGGGAAUAAAAGAGAAUUCUUUGGGAGAAGCAUGAUUAAUAGAUACCCUAGCUAAAGCAUGAG
Cuscuta epithymum is the source of this 1355-nucleotide messenger RNA. NCBI's taxonomy places the organism in Eukaryota, Viridiplantae, Streptophyta, Magnoliopsida, Solanales, Convolvulaceae. The record is from the annotation of a GenBank genome assembly.